UGCAUCACGUAUGGGUCACUAAGUUGACCCCACCCACGACUCAUCCCGACUCCGGGCCAAAUAAAAAAUCACACGUCAGCAAACUCUUCGCAUCCCACCAACGCUCUCUGUCUCACUACACCAACACCUCUCGCCAAAAUGUCCCAAUCCAACCGCCCCAAAACAACCAUCCACGUAACCAACAUCACAAAGGACAAAGCAGCCCUCAAAUCCCUCUUCCAAAACAUGGACGGGUUCCGCCGUAUAUCAUUCCACCAGGAUUACUGCUUUGUCUGCUUUGAUAACCUCCACUACGCGACCGACGCGAUCGAUCAUGUCCAUGGACGGACGGACAUGCUGGCGGCUUACGCGAAACAUGGCGUGGCAUGUGCGAAUACUCCGACGAUUGCGGUGAUGCCCAACCCGAUUCUUUAUGUUAGCUUGUUUUCGUAUUUCACGGAGGUCGAGCUGACGAGGAUCUUCAAGUCUUAUGAGGGGUUUGAUAGCUGCCGAUUUUUCCCGAAUCAUGCACUUGUCCGGUUCAAAGAUGUAGGAUCAGCAAAGCAUGCCCUCGAAGACUUAAAUUCGACAACAAACCUGUUUGCAAACUACUCCACAAAAGGCGCAAAGCAGACAGGAGGUAAAUCAUCGCGGCGAGGUACUGGAUCCGCAGCAGCAGCAGGAGGCAGCGGACAAGGCAACGGAGGAGGUGGUCCCGGCUCCCAUUCCGGUUCCAAUGGGGACGACGACAGACAGGCGAUCGACGCAAAUAACUCUUCCGAGAACAUUGGUUUUGCGCAAGCCAACAACCCGAAACGGACGAUCCACGUCACCAACAUCGAAAAGGACAAAGCGUCGGUUCUGCAGCUUUUUUCGAAGUACGAGGGGUUCCGCCGCGUCGCUUUCUAUGCAGAUUAUUGCUUCGUGUGUUUCACUGAUACCCGCGCCGCCGCUAAAGCCAUCGAGGAGAUCCUGUUCAAAACUAAGAUGAAGGCAAAUUUUGCUAAAGGUGAAUUUCCAUUCUCUCCCGUUCUCAAUCUGCUUCCCUUCCAUAGUUAUACGGGCUGACCCCAACCUUGCGUCUUUUGUUUUCCCACAAAGCUGAUUUCAUCCCGCACCUCAUACCCCCCUCCGCCAUCGGUCAACCCAACCACAUCAUCCGCGUCUCGGACUACCCCUCCAGCACCAGCGACCACGAGCUCGUCCGCUUCUUUGAGCAGUACGACGGCUUCACUGACAUACAGUUCUACCAUGCCUCCUGUCUCGUAUACUAUAAAGACCAGGCGGGCGCACGCCGUGCGUUGGAGGCGAUCAACGGUACGACUAAUUUCACGGCGAUAUAUUCGAAGAAGGGCGUUCAGGCCCGAGGGAAGACUGCGGGGGCUAAUG
This is a messenger RNA of Fimicolochytrium jonesii, 1368 nucleotides long. RefSeq lists its product as uncharacterized. The record is from RefSeq and is a predicted model, not a curated record. NCBI's taxonomy places the organism in Eukaryota, Fungi, Chytridiomycota, Chytridiomycetes, Spizellomycetales, Powellomycetaceae. Gene Ontology annotation, molecular function: mRNA binding. The transcript has 2 exons. Bases 139 to 1047 code for a protein of 302 amino acids.